Rhipicephalus microplus (southern cattle tick) is the source of this 1723-nucleotide messenger RNA. RefSeq names its product uridine 5'-monophosphate synthase-like. Gene Ontology annotation, molecular function: orotate phosphoribosyltransferase activity; orotidine-5'-phosphate decarboxylase activity. Lineage: Eukaryota; Metazoa; Arthropoda; Arachnida; Ixodida; Ixodidae. The record is from RefSeq and is a predicted model, not a curated record. Gene Ontology annotation, biological process: 'de novo' pyrimidine nucleobase biosynthetic process; 'de novo' UMP biosynthetic process.
AAUCGCCGGCUGUGCGCGGGCUAUCUGAGGUUCGCGGUCCAGGCUGAUCCACCGAACACGAUCUCUCGCCGAACACAUCGCGAGGACCCGUCGCUUAACAGUAGGAGGCCUUCGCCUGUGCACUGAACUCCGUGGCUGACUGUGGCCGUCAUCACGUGUGGCACCAAGUCGAUCAGCUCACGUGUUGCGUUGGCACUGCUGCGACCAUGGCAGAAUGUUUGGCGUGCGAGUUGGUGGACGCCGGAGCCGUGAAAUUUGGCUCGUUCACGCUGAAGAGCGGCAUCACCUCUCCGUUCUACGUAGACCUCCGGGUCUCCGUGAGCUACCCGAAACUUCUUCACGACAUCGCCGAUGCUGUUGUGGCCAAGAUCAAGGAAGACAACAUCGAUGGCGAUCUACUGUGCGGGGUUCCGUACACGGCGCUUCCUAUCGCCACAUGCGUGUCAAUGGCAACAGAGCAGCCAAUGGUGAUGGUCCGCAAGGAAGUCAAGGCGUACGGCACGAAACGUCCUAUCGAGGGAACCUUCCAUCCUGGCCAGAAGUGUAUCAUCAUUGAGGACAUCGUCAGCAGUGGGUCCAGCAUCAUUGAGAUAGCUCAGGCACUGUCCACAGCUGGCCUGGUUGUGACCGACGCCGUUGUGUUCCUGGACCGUGAGCAGGGUGGCAAAGAAAACCUGCUCAAGUGGAACAUUAAACUGCACAGCAUCUUUCACAUCACGUCGAUUAUGAAGAAGCUGGUGGCCAAGAAGCGCCUGAGCGAGGAAAUGGCCAGCAAAGUUUCCGCCUUCGUGCAAGCGGUCAAGGCACCCCUGGUGCCUUCCCUCUUGCUGCCAUCGCCCACCAAGGACACCUACGCCCACCGCAGCCUGAUGGCCCAGUGCCUGCUUGCCAAGCGCCUGCUCGGGCUGAUGGACCAGAAGCAGACCAACCUGGCCGUGGCAGUCGAUGUCACCAGUACCGACAAACUGUUGGAGCUGGCUGACCAGUUGGGCCCGCACAUCUGCGUCCUGAAGACCCAUGUGGACCUGCUGGAGGACUUCAACCGGGAGGCCAUGCUGCGUUUGCGGGAGAUAGCCACCAAGCACGACUUCCUCAUCAUGGAGGACAGGAAGUUUGCAGACAUUGGUCAGACGGUUCAGCUGCAGUACACGAGUGGUGCCUUCAGCACACAGCUGUGGACCGAUAUGGUGACCGCGCACUCACUGCCAGGACCAGGAAUUCUGACCGCACUUCAGCAGGCCAGCCGACCUGAGCAGGCUUGCGUGCUCAUCGCAGAGAUGAGCUCUGCGGGCACACUCAUCUCUAAAAGCUAUACUGAAGCCACUGUAAAAAUGGCCGAGGACUUUCCCGACUUUGUGCUGGGUUUUGUUUGUCAGUCGAGAGUUUCCCACAACCCAGGACACAUCCACAUGACACCUGGCGUGCGGCUGGACGCCAGUGGGGACAGCCUCGGCCAGCAGUAUUGCGACCCUGCGUGUGCGGUGACCGAGCGUGGUGCCGAUGUCAUCAUAGUUGGACGCGGCAUUGUGGCUUCGGCUAACCCGGAGGAGGCCGCACUGCGGUACAAGAAGGCCGCCUAUGAUGCCUACCUAUCGACACUGUCCUCCAAGUAGUGCACACUCCGAACAGUGAAUCUGCUAUGUUUGUGAUUCAAAAAGAACCCUAUCGGCUUCUUUCUUUCUGACCUGGCCAUAAAAUAAAUAUUUACGUUUUGAUACUGUCA